GGCGGGCGGAACCCAGGGCGUCUGCGGCGUUUCCGGCGGGAAGCUUAAGGCGGGACGCACUGGAGUCUGUCGCAGGCAGACGCCCCCGGCGGGCCGCGCCCCGCCAUGAAGUUUCGGGCCAAGAUUGUGGACGGGGCCUGUCUGAACCACUUCACCCGAGUCAGUAACAUGAUAGCCAAGCUUGCCAAAACCUGCACGCUGCGCAUCAGCCCGGAUAAGUUGAAUUUCAUCCUCUCUGACAAGGUGGCCAAUGGAGGGGUGAGCAUGUGGUGUGAGCUGGAACAGGAGAACUUCUUCAGCGAAUUUCAAAUGGAAGGUGUCUCUGCACAAAACAACGAGAUUUAUUUAGAGCUAACGUCGGAAAAUUUAUCUCGAGCCUUGAAAACUGCCCAGAAUGCCAGAUCUUUGAAAAUCAAGCUGACUAAUAAACACUUUCCAUGCCUCACAGUUUCUAUAGAGCUGUUAUCCUUGUCAAGCAGUAAUCGCAUUGUGACACAUGACAUCCCCGUAAAGGUUAUUCCUAGAAAACUGUGGAAGGACUUACAAGAACCUACAGUCCCAGAGGCUGACGUUAGUAUCUAUUUACCAGCCUUGAAGACGAUGAAAAGUGUUGUGGAAAAGAUGAAAAACAUCAGCAAUCACCUUAUUAUUGAAGCAAACCUAAAUGGAGAAUUGAACUUGAAAAUAGAAACUGAACUAGUGUGUAUUACAACUCAUUUUAAAGAUCUUGGAAAUCCUCCGUUAGCUUCUGAAAACACUUCGCAAGAUGGAAACUCAGAACAAAUGGCUGAAGUGCAAAUAGAUAUUAGGAAGCUCUUACAGUUUCUUGCUGGACAACAAGUAAAUCCUACAAAGGCCACAUGCAAUAUCGUGAGGAACAAGAUUGUCCACUUUGACCUGCUGCACGAGGAUGCUUCCCUGCAGUACUUCAUCCCCGCGCUGUCAUAGCACCCCCUCCCCGGACGGGGCCUGGGACCUGGGUCUCAGCCCGAAGGCAGUGGGUGAUGUCUUCUAAGUCAUUGUCUGUGUUCGCACAGCCGAUCCGCUGCUUCUCAGUGCAGGAGGGACGAGCCGUCUCUUUGACUGUUAGCCUCCGUAACGAGACGACCAGGGGAAGCAUGAGGCCCCUCAGCCACUGCUGUGGGAGUGUGGACUCUGUGUGUGCGCCUUCUUCGGAGUCCAGUCUGGUGUGGGUGACGUAUGAAAGCCUUCAGAGGGGUGUGUGCCCUUUGCUUUAAUACUCCUUUUAGGAAUUUACACACACAUUCGCAUAUUCGAAGGUGUUUGAGGAGUUUCUGAUGUGGCGCAGUGGGUUGAUGAUCCGGCUUGUCGCGGUGCCAUUCCAGCUCAGUUCCCGGCCUGGCGCAGCGGCUUAAGGAUCUGGUGUUACCGCAGCUGUGGCUGGAAUUCCGUUCCUGGCCCAGGAACUCCCACAUGACUCUGUAUGGCCCAAAAAGAAAAAAAAAGAGUCUUUUAUACAGUUCUACUAAAAAAACAUGAAAUAGGGGGGAUUGGUUAAACAAUCUAUAGUUUGAUACAGUGUUUCAUACUCUAAUGUUGCAGAAAAAAAUGUACUAAUAAUGCAAAAUGUCUGUGACUUCCAGUUAAGUUACAAAAAGCAGAUCAGGCUUUCGUGUGUACCGUGUGUACCGUCUGAUCCCAGUUUGGAGAAUAACAAUGUAUGUGUGUGCGUGAUAGAAAAAGAUUGGGAAAAUAGGUACCAGCAUUUAAACGUGGUUAUUUCUGGAUGUUUGAUUUCAACUUUUGUAAACUUAAGUAUUUUCUAAAACUUUUAUAAUUGGCUUUGUAACGAAAAUAAAUCAUUUUUACGGGACUGAGUAAUACUUGUUAUUUGAAUGCAGUACAUAAUCAGCUGGCAAUUGUAGUUUCCUAAAUAUUGGACUUGAGACUUAAUUUUCACAGCACAUCCUCCGAAGCAGCUCAUGACGGGGCAUCACCAGUUUCUGGAGCCUGUGGUCUUACCAAACGGGAACGAAGCCUCAGUGUGACUUGGGGGUCUGCCUGCAUCACUCUGUUCCUAGUGAUGCAGGCAGACCUCCCUUCAGACUGGACGUGUCGGAAACAACCAGGAGACAGUGGUGGCUCAAAUUCAGCUCUGCAGGGGGAGCUUAGCGGGGCCAUCUGCCAGGGACCGUGGCGUUGUCCUGAAUCAGCCUUGCCUUGCAAAUGCAGGGUUUGACUUUUGUCACGUGGUCUGGAUUGAUGUAAAUGCAGAGCUUUCUAAGGACGACUUUUAUUCAUGUUUUAGGAUAUCAAUUCUAUAAAAGAAUACACUUGGCGUGGCUUUAAA
Phacochoerus africanus (Common warthog) is the source of this 2311-nucleotide messenger RNA. RefSeq names its product HUS1 checkpoint clamp component (gene HUS1). The transcript is spliced from 9 exons. Lineage: Eukaryota; Metazoa; Chordata; Mammalia; Artiodactyla; Suidae. Bases 106 to 948 code for a protein of 280 amino acids. Gene Ontology annotation, cellular component: site of double-strand break; checkpoint clamp complex; nucleolus. Gene Ontology annotation, biological process: mitotic DNA replication checkpoint signaling; mitotic intra-S DNA damage checkpoint signaling; telomere maintenance. The record is from RefSeq and is a predicted model, not a curated record.